This is a messenger RNA of Lindgomyces ingoldianus, 789 nucleotides long. RefSeq lists its product as uncharacterized. The transcript is spliced from 10 exons. Bases 1 to 789 code for a protein of 262 amino acids. The record is from RefSeq and is a predicted model, not a curated record. Lineage: Eukaryota; Fungi; Ascomycota; Dothideomycetes; Pleosporales; Lindgomycetaceae.
AUGCCCAGUGCAAAGAGAGGGUUGUCCGCAGACACUGAAGAUGGCCAGCUGAAAGCAACUGGCCAUUCUGGCGUCGACGUACAGCAAUCAAGGCCAAUAGGACCAGGCCGAAGGGCUGGGCGUGCGAGUGAUGGAGGUGAGCAUGGGGCAAUCAAGGCCAAUAGGACCAGGCCGAAGGGCUGGGCGUGCGACAUCUCGACACGCUUAACUAGACAUCCUGGCGUCGACGUACAGCAAUCAAGGCCAAUAGGACCAGGCCGAAGGGCUAGGCGUGCGAGUGAUCGGUCAGCAGAGAGAACAACAGCAGGCGUUGGAGCUCAAGGGCGUCGUAAUGGCAUGUCUCUACGUUACAAAAUAGGUAUCGCUCUAGUUUCGACGCUGGAAGCGCGUUGGCUGACUAAACAAGCACCAGGCCAUGUCUUAUCACUGCUCCCAAUCCCAACCACAUAUCUUACAAUAAAAUACCCUACCGCCUGGAUCGGUGGUUUGCUUCUGCUGGAAGUACCAAUCGACAGGGCGGCACUACAUGAAACUGCGCGCCGCAGUGCGCAUAGGGCUGAUGAUGACUUCCUGGUAUUGGAGGGAGGUUGUGAGGGUAGGAUAAGGCUAUUCUACAAAAAUUCGGAGCGAAAAAGGCUUGAGGUUGGCGCUGUGGGCGCUGUACAAAUCAGGCGCGGAAGCAACGAUGCGAGUGUAAUUUUUGGGCAAACUUUCUGGUUGCUGAAAGUCAAAGUACUCCUCAUUUGUCUCGCCAUACAGUGUGUCUCACUACGCAGUGAGGGACGUUAA